This is a messenger RNA of Lycium barbarum (goji berry), 3395 nucleotides long. Its product is annotated as probable LRR receptor-like serine/threonine-protein kinase At2g16250. Gene Ontology annotation, biological process: protein phosphorylation. The record is from RefSeq and is a predicted model, not a curated record. Gene Ontology annotation, molecular function: protein binding; ATP binding; protein kinase activity. Lineage: Eukaryota; Viridiplantae; Streptophyta; Magnoliopsida; Solanales; Solanaceae. The transcript is spliced from 4 exons. Bases 376 to 3000 code for a protein of 874 amino acids.
ACCAGCUCUUCACUUUCUCUCUCUACAUCUAUAGUAUACACUACUUCUCUCAUUUCUUCAUUCGCACCACUUUCUCUCAAAAUAACAAAAAAACCCAAUUUUUCUUUUGACCAUUUUUUUAGUCUUUUCUCUUAACCCAUCAACUGAAAGAAAGAGUUGGUAUAGAGAGAUAUAUAUACAAACAGUAUUCUUUUUUUUUUCAAGAACAACAAAUGCUUCUGUGAUUAACUCAAAAAGGUAAGCUUUUUGGUUUUCUAUAACAGAAUGUAUAUCAAGAAUCCAUUAUUUGGUUUACAAAUCAAGAACCCAUGUAUAGAUGUUUGAGAAAAGAUGAGAAUUUUCAUUUUCAAAGCUAAAUGAAGGUGAAUAUCAAGAAUGGUGCACCAACAACAGGGUAGAGUGAUUUUCUUUUGUUUUGUGUUUUUCUUGUUGUUUGACUCUACAUUUGAGCAAGGGGUUAGUUUUUCUUUUGCUGAGAAAUUUGCUUUGCUUCAACUGAGAUCUUCAUUAGGGUUAAGAGCAUAUGAAUGGCCUAUAAAAGGUAACCCUUGUUUAGACUGGACAGGUAUUCUUUGUGAAAAUGGUAGAGUCACUAAGAUCAAUAUAUCUGGUUUUAAAAGAACCAGAGUUGGGAGUCAAAUCCCUCAAUUUUCAAUUGAUGCCCUUCAAAAUUUGACCUUUUUGGACUCUUUUAAUGCUUCCAAUUUUGCACUCCCUGGAAAUAUUCCUGAAUGGCUUGGAAAUCUUGCAUCUCUUAAGGUUCUUGAUCUUAGGUCAUGUUCUAUAAUUGGUCCUAUUCCUCCUACCUUAGGCAAUUUGACUAGUUUAGUUACUCUAAAUUUGUCCAACAAUGGUAUCACUGGGCAAAUUCCCUCGAGUUUCGGUCAAUUGUCGCGUAUUUCGACUCUUGAUCUUUCGAAAAAUAAGCUUGUGGGGCCCAUUCCUGCUUCCUUUGGUUCACUUCAGAACCUUACCUUGCUUGAUAUGUCCUCAAAUUUCUUCAAUGGGGCUAUUCCUCCAGACAUUGGGACUUUGCUUCAGUUGAAAUCCUUGAAUCUGUCUGAUAACAGCUUAAUUUCGUCCAUACCUGCCCAACUCGGUAACCUUUCUAAUCUGGUUGACCUUGACCUCAGCUCCAAUAGUCUUACUGGAGUGGUCCCCGAAUUAGGAGGAUUACGAAACUUGCAGAGAUUUGCUGUUGAGAAUAAUAGGCUGUCGGGAUCCUUGCCUGAUGCUUUGUGGUCAAUGCCUCAGUUGCAACUUCUAGAUGUCUCUGCGAAUAACUUCACUGGUAUUCUCCCAAAUGUUAGCUCCGUUGUCAAUGCUACUGGUGCAGUGUUUAAUCUUUCUCAGAAUAUGUUCUAUGGAAAUUUGCCAUCUUUAAACAGAAGGUUCAGUUUUCUAGAUCUAUCAGGAAACUAUUUUGAAGGCAGACUACCAGAUUACGCACGAAGCAACGCGUCAAUUAAUAGCAAUUGCCUCCAAAAUGUAUCAAGUCAAAGGAGUAGGAGUGAAUGUGCAUCUUUUUAUAGCGAGCGUGGCUUGUCGUUUGAUAAUUUUGGAGAGCCAAAUGCCACCGAGCCUCUUCCAGCUCCCAAAUCCAACAAAAAGAGUCACAGAAAUGUAAUCAUAUUGGCGGCCGUUCUGGGCAGCGUUGGAUUAAUUGCACUUCUCCUUAUUUGUAUAUUGCUGCUGAUUUUUUGCACUCGCAAACGGAGUGGCACGACUCAAAGAGCCACUGGGGUUGGGCCGGGUCCCGCCAGUUCAAGUCCACCACCACCUCCGGGACCCGGAGUAUCACUGAAUUUUUCAAGUUUAGGAGAUGCAUUUACCUACCAGCAGAUUCUUCAAGCUACAGGUGAGUUCAAUGAUGCAAAUCUUAUGAAGCAUGGCCAUUCAGGUGAUCUCUUCCGUGGUAUCUUAGAAGGCGGGACCCUUAUAGUUGUCAAAAGAAUUGAUGUGAAUUCUGCAAGGAAGGAAGCAUAUUUGUCAGAAUUGGACUUCUUCAGCAAGGUUUCUCACUCCAGAUUAGUCCCUUUUAUGGGACACUGUUUGGAUAAUGAGAAUGAGAAUGAAAAGUUCCUGGUAUAUAAGUAUAUGCCAAAUGGAGAUCUCUCCAGUUCUUUGUUUAGAAAAAACAAUUCGGAUGAUGAUAGUUUGCAGUCAUUGGAUUGGAUAACAAGACUGAAAAUUGCUAUUGGAGCUGCUGAGGGUUUGUCUUAUCUACAUCAUGAAUGUAACCCGCCUUUAGUGCACAGAGAUGUUCAAGCAAGCAGCAUACUUCUUGAUGAUAAGUUUGAAGUGCGGUUAGGGAGUUUAAAUGAGGUCUGUGCACAAGAAGGAGACAGCCAUCAAAACAGAAUAUCCAGGCUGCUCAGGUUUCCACAGACGUCGGAACAAGGUGCAUCAGGUACACCUAGUGCCACCUGUGCGUAUGAUGUCUACUGUUUUGGAAAGGUUUUGUUAGAGCUAGUAACUGGCAAGCUGGGUAUUAGUGCAUCCAAUGACGCCAGCAUGAAGGAGUGGUUGGAUGGUACACUAAAGUACAUUAGUAUAUAUGAUAAAGAACUUGUCACAAACAUUGUGGAUCCUUCCUUAAUCAUAGACGAAGAUUUAUUAGAGGAAGUAUGGGCGAUGGCUAUUGUUGCCAGAUCUUGCCUCAAUCCCAAGCCUUCAAGGAGACCUUUAAUGAGAUACAUCCUUAAAGCUUUGGAAAACCCUUUGAAGGUAGUUAGGGAAGAACAUACUAGCUCAGCAAGACUUAGAGCAACUUCAUCAAGAAGUUCAUGGAACGCCGCACUGUUUGGCAGCUGGCGUAGUUCCUCAGAUGUGGCAGCCGUACCUGCUGCAGCCGCAGUUAAUAAGUUGGAAGCAACAAGUAGUUUGAAGCAAUCAGGAACAACGGGUUCUCAAGGAAGUGGUCCUAAUGGGGACAAUGGUCAUUCUUCAUCAACUAGACGACAUUCUAAAGAGAUUUUUCCCGAGCCACAUGAGGAGUAGAAGGGAGGUGAUUGUCAUUAAUUCUUUGUUAAUAAUGCAACAGGAUCUGCAGUAAGGUUGCCUUGUUUGGCGGGGCCACCUUGUACAUUCUCCGUUUUCGGAGUGCUGAGUUUGCAAGCCAAUGGAGAUGCGUCGUUUACCUGGGACAGCAAACAUCAAAUUGUUUAUUGGGGAUAGAGUUGGACAACAGGAUUUAGGCAGUGGUGGUUCUUUUUUCUUAAUUUGUUUUGGGGGCUUAUGUUUCAUUGCAAAUUCCAAUUCUUUUCUUAUAAUUCUUCUCUUUUUACUAGUCUCUCCAUGGAAUGUAAAUUAUACAGAAUCUUUCAUUUUCCAAAUGGAGGAGAGGAAAAAAAAAAAAAAAAAAGGUAUCUCAUUGGUCUUUCCUUUUUCUUGUU